AUGGAGGCCACCGCCGCCUCAUCCUUUCUCUCCUCCCUCCCGCCCCUGCGGGAGUUCAUGUCUCCCACCCCAGAGACAUACAUCAUCGCCUUGUUCCUCUUCCAAUACUUCCCCAUAUUCUCCAUAAUCCAAUGGCUCACCUCCUUCCACCCAGCGGGCAAAACCUCCCUCUCCCGCUCCUUUCUCAACUUCCCCGGCAAACUCGGCUGGUUCCUCAUGGAGAUCGUCGGGCCCGCAAACCUGCUCUACGCCCUGAGCCAACACCACCACCAGAACGACACCCCCUUCUGGGCCCUCCCCGGGCCCAACAAGCUCGUCGCCGCCCUCUACCUCAUCCACUACGCCAACCGCGCCGUCAUCACCCCCUUCUUCGUCGCCCCCAGCAUGUCCCCCAUCCACCUGCUCGUCGUCGCCAUGGCCGUCGCCUUCAACUGGCUCAAUUCCACCUGUAUCGCCGCCUGGGUGCUGGGGUACCCUGUCCCGGUGCGAGGGUACAUCACUGACGGGUCCGGGUCGUCAUCCCGCGCAGUCGCGGCCCUGCCCUAUAUCGGGGUCGUGGUGUUCGUCCUCGGAAUGCUGGGGAACAUCCGCGCAGAGCGCACGCUGUUCCGGCUGCGUCGUGAAGAGGCCGACAAGCGCGCAGCGAAGAAAGUCGACUCCGCCGGCCCUGGUGCCGCGAGCUAUUCCAAGGUGUAUGUUAUCCCUCCCGCGACGGGGCUCUUCCGCGCCAUCCUCUACCCGCACUAUGUGUGCGAGUGGCUCGAAUGGCUCGGGUUUGUCCUCGUCGGCACCGCUCUGUACCCGUCUGCGGCGCCGGCUUCGUCUCUCCCGCCUCUGCGCCUGGCGCCGUGGUUGACCCCUGCGGCGGCGCUGGCGGAGCGCCUGGGCGUGCCGCUCCCGCUGCCGGCGGUCGUGUUUGUCGUCAACGCCGUCACCAACAUGUUGCCGCAUGCGCGCUGGGGACGGAAGUGGUAUGUGCAGAAGUUUGGAAAUGAGGCGGUUGCUGGACGGGGAGCGGUUGUACCAUAUUUCUCCUGGAUGUAA
This is a messenger RNA of Aspergillus terreus NIH2624, 1044 nucleotides long. Its product is annotated as 3-oxo-5-alpha-steroid 4-dehydrogenase family protein. The transcript has 2 exons. The record is from RefSeq and is a predicted model, not a curated record. Gene Ontology annotation, biological process: lipid metabolic process. The coding region runs from base 1 to 1044 and encodes 347 amino acids. Lineage: Eukaryota; Fungi; Ascomycota; Eurotiomycetes; Eurotiales; Aspergillaceae. Gene Ontology annotation, molecular function: oxidoreductase activity, acting on the CH-CH group of donors.